Messenger RNA from Penicillium coprophilum, 1740 nucleotides. RefSeq lists its product as uncharacterized. Gene Ontology annotation, biological process: dephosphorylation. Gene Ontology annotation, molecular function: phosphatase activity. The transcript has a single exon. NCBI's taxonomy places the organism in Eukaryota, Fungi, Ascomycota, Eurotiomycetes, Eurotiales, Aspergillaceae. The record is from RefSeq and is a predicted model, not a curated record. The coding region runs from base 1 to 1740 and encodes 579 amino acids.
AUGUUGAUGUACGGCCUACCCAUCGCUUUCCUGGCCCUACAGGGCCCGGCAAUGGUUUCAGCUCAAGGUUCCGACUCCACCGAGAAAGUGUGGGGAGUCUUUGCGUUUACUGUCUACGGAGAUAGCAAGCCAAGUGUGCUCACCAGCUCCCGAACCUUGACCGACUAUGGAGCCAACGAACUUGCCGCGGCAGCAUCAGCUUUCCGGUACCGUUAUGUAUCAACACCUGCAGGCUCUGAGACAGGAAUCCAGAAUAUUUCCCCAAUUAUUCUGGACUCGAACGACGUGGAUGUGCUCUCGACAACGAAUCAGAACAUUGUUGGAUCAGCUCAAGCAUUCAUGCAGGGUCUAUACCCACCACUCGGCUCAAUGAACAUAACAAGUAACCAAAUUGCGAACGGGUCGUUUGCGCAGGCGCCAUUGAACGGAUAUCAAUACUCUCGGAUUGUCACGCUUGGCGAGGCUGACCCUCAGUCUAUUUUGGUUGAGGGGCACGCGAUGUGUGACAUGUAUCGUGCCGCCGAGGGUGAAUACCGUGCUAGCGACGAAGUCCAGGAUAUCACACGAGAUACGGAAGCAUUUUACAGGAAACUCUGGAAACUGGCGCUGUCUGAAGUCUAUGAUGAGUCGUCUGCAACUUAUAUGAAUGCUGUUCCAAUCUCGGAAUAUUUGGAUUAUGCAGCUGUACACAAUGAGAGUUUGUUCGAAAGCCUGAAUCAUGCCGACGUCCUCCGUGCCCGCUCGUUAGCGGAUCAGUAUCUCUGGAGCACAAACAGUGAGCAAUCAUCUCCCAACGGGUCGGUGAUCGGAGUAGCCAGCCCAAUUGCGGGUCAGACAUUGGCAUCAAGCAUUCUAGAAGCCUUUGAUCUGAACAUUCAGGAAAGUGGCACCCGGCAGAAGAUGACCCUGUUGUUCGGUGGCGAUGAGCCAGCUGUUGCCCUGUCGUCUGUGAUGGGACUCGCAAGCCAACACCAACCCAAUUUCUCCUCCCGCCUGGUACGAGGUGGCUCGUUUGUUUUCGAGCUUUACAGCUUCGAGAACAGGAGCAACUUGUACCCAUCAUACCCUGGUAUCGACAAUUUGUAUGUGAGGUUCUUGCUUCACAACGGGACCGACAACACCACCAACUUCCAAACGUACUCCCUGUUCGGACACAGCCCCAGUCAAGCCGCAAUCCCAUACAAUGAGUUCCAUUCCGAGCUAGAGACGUUUGCCGUGGCAUCAACCCAGGAAUGGUGCCUCCGCUGUAAUGCCGAAACUGUUUUCUGCAAUGGAGUGUUAGACCCGAGUGAAUCUCAGCCAUGGAAGAAGAACAAAGAGAUGGCUCCCGCUGUAGCUGGAGUCAUUGGUGCUGUUACAACGCUAGCUGUCAUUGGGUUCACAGCAAUCGUUGCGUUCCUCAUGUGUGGUGCUCGCAAGGGCAAACCAAAUAAAGGAAGCCUUGGGGGAUUCAAAGGUUCUGGAAAACUUGCCAGUGAUACCGAUGUGUCCUACGGUGAGCCCAUAUGGGGAAACUCCAAGGCCGACGGUACUCAAACAUCCACUGGUGUUGCUGCUGGAGUUGAAGUUGCUAUGCAAGGCCAAGAACGCUCUGGAAGUUGGGAGAUGGGGCAGGGGAAAAAGGAGAAUGAGAAUAUUCAGCCCGAUGGCAUGGAAGUGAGGUCGCCUUUCGACGACCAUGAGGAAGAAUGGCGUGUGAACAGUGGCGUGCAGGCUGUGGAAAUCAGGGAGAGUGUAUAA